AUGGGGUUUUCUUUCAUGCAGACAAUCCCGGUGCGAAAAAGAUUUCUGCCUGCGAUGAUGAUGGAUUUUCCAGGAGCGCAGACGAGGGCUCAGAGUAAAAUAACAGAGGGCUCAGAGUAUCAAGAGGAACUGAAGUAUGACUUCAAUGCAAAAGGGGAACUGAGGCAUCUGGAUACAAAUGAGUCCUUUGUUUUCAAUUAUUACAAGAAUGCACCUGAGCAGAAUCACAAGCGCUAUCAAGUUUUGGGACAUUUGAUUAUUCAGUAUGUUUAUGAGCUCCUGGAAAGAGUCUGCAUGCUGCAGAAGGUUUAUAUUCCUACUGAUGCUACAGAGGAUGAACCAAGAAGUUUCUUUUUCGUGAGCAAGGAUGCAUGAAUAAGUUCUUCUUGCCUAAUCAUCCUGCUUCAAGAUCAUGGAGUUUUCCACGCUGGACAGCGGGAGCUGAGGACAAUUGUCAGUGAGGGCCUGUGGCAUGGAACACAAAUCCCAUUCAUCAAAGUGGCCUUUCAGAGCCACAUGGAAGUGAUUGUACUUAAUCCCAAUGACAACUUCACUGAGACUGAAAUACUAAAUUUUUCUGCACAGUGUGUCUGCUGGAUCCCCAAGAGGGGCAGCAGCAGCCCUGAGGAACACACCAUAUAUGUAUGGGAUCAUUUUAUUUCAAAGAGCAUGACUAAGAAUGUGGCUUUCAUUGCCUGUGGCUAUGGUAGUUUGGUGUUAGUUGAUCUGCUGGUGCAGAGAAAAUGGGAGGUAAGGAAUAAAGCGUGCUCUGUGGCAUUCAUUGACUCCAUGCACAACACACAGCACCAGACUGGAAGCGAUCCACAAAUACAAGAAUGGAUCCAGAAACACUGCCGUGAAUGGGUGUCAAGCAGGAAGCAUAUAAAUAAGGCUGUACGCUGUGUCAUGAAGGUGAACUGCCCCACUAUCUCUGCUGGAACAGAAAAGUAUGGUUUAGCACCCUCCUGCUGCCUACAUGCCAUCUUUAAGUACCUGAAGAGCACACUGAAAGCCAAGACAACCUUUAGUGUUGCAACCAGAAGCAACACAAGAAAAGAGAAGCGGUAAAUAAAGGUAUACUGAUUCAUUCUUGAUCAUGGGCUCUUCCUUUCAUAACUGUCCCUGUAUCUUUCAGUCAUCUAAGGAC
Molecule: messenger RNA, 1147 nt
Organism: Indicator indicator
Lineage: Eukaryota; Metazoa; Chordata; Aves; Piciformes; Indicatoridae
Product: putative protein FAM172B
Biological process (GO): regulatory ncRNA-mediated heterochromatin formation
Cellular component (GO): nucleus
Molecular function (GO): siRNA binding
Source: RefSeq, a predicted model, not a curated record